Messenger RNA from Perognathus longimembris pacificus (Pacific pocket mouse), 1972 nucleotides. It is a transcript of the gene Bcat1, whose product is annotated as branched chain amino acid transaminase 1. Gene Ontology annotation, molecular function: branched-chain-amino-acid:2-oxoglutarate transaminase activity. The transcript is spliced from 10 exons. Gene Ontology annotation, cellular component: mitochondrion. Gene Ontology annotation, biological process: L-valine biosynthetic process; L-leucine biosynthetic process. The coding region runs from base 144 to 1136 and encodes 330 amino acids. The record is from RefSeq and is a predicted model, not a curated record. Lineage: Eukaryota; Metazoa; Chordata; Mammalia; Rodentia; Heteromyidae.
GCAGCAAUGGCUGUGCCCAGCGAGAACUCAGCGAGGGCGUGGAGACUUUUAAGGCUAAAGAUCUCAUCAUCACCCCAGCCACGAGCUUGAAAGCCAAGCCGGCCCCGGAGUCGCUGGUGUUUGGGUGUGAGUUCACGGAUCACAUGCUCACUGUGGAGUGGUGCGCAGACUCUGGGUGGGGAAAACCUCACAUCAGGCCUUUCCAGAACCUGUCCUUGCACCCGGCUUCUUCUGCCUUGCACUACGCCAUUCAAUUAUUUGAAGGGUUGAAGGCGUUCCGGGGAGUUGAUAAUAAAAUCCGACUUUUUCGGCCUCACUUGAACAUGGACAGGAUGCUCCGUUCUGCCGUCCGCUCAACUUUGCCGGUGUUUGAUCAGCAGGAACUACUGGAGUGCAUUCAGCAGCUCGUCAAGUUAGAUCAAGAGUGGGUGCCCUAUUCUACCGCCGCCAGUCUUUACAUCCGGCCUACCAUGAUUGGAACUGAGCCUUCCCUUGGGGUGAAGAAGCCCAGGAAAGCCCUCCUCUUCGUCAUCCUGAGCCCCGUGGGGCCUUAUUUCUCCAGUGGAACCUUCAACCCCGUGUCUCUGUGGGCCAACCCCAAGUAUGUCCGAGCCUGGGAAGGAGGAACUGGAGACUACAAGAUAGGAGGGAAUUAUGGCUCCUCGCUUUGGGCCCAGUGUGAAGCUGCUGACCAUGGAUGCCAGCAGGUGUUAUGGCUUUAUGGAAAGGAUCACCAAAUAACUGAAGUUGGGACCAUGAAUCUCUUCCUCUACUGGAUAAAUGAAGAUGGAGAGGAGGAGCUGGCCACGCCUCCCCUUGAUGGAAUCAUUCUCCCAGGAGUGACCCGACAGAGCAUUCUGGAGCUGACUCGGGACUGGGGUGAAUUCAAGGUGUCGGAGCGGUAUCUAACCAUGGGUGAGCUGGCAGGUGCAUUGGAAGAGAAGAGGGUAAAGGAGAUGUUUGGGUCUGGCACGGCCUGUGUUGUGUGCCCAGUUUCUAACAUCCUGUACCAGGGCCAGACGUUACACAUUCCAACUAUGGAGAAUGGUCCCAAGAUCACAAGCCGUAUCUUCACCAAACUGAACGACAUCCAGUAUGGACGAGAAGAAAGCGACUGGACGGUUGAGUUACCCUGAAGGAAUCAUUCUACCCAGAUGGACCAUUCUUUACUUUUCCUUUUGGUGUGUGUUAGAAUUUCACUAGAUUUACAACCUGUUAGUGGUUGUGCAAAGCGUAGUUGGAAUCAUUAGUGUGCCAUACAACUGAUUGCUUUCCUUGUGCCACAAGACACUGCCUUGGGGUUGAAUGGGUGAAUGGUGUCUAGACACGUGGUGUGGUGGUGGUGGUCACAUGACAUAGAUGGUUUCUGAUUUAUUAUGUGACCAUCUCCAACCCACUCAGACUGGAAACGAUGCCCCCCUUAUACUAAGGUAUUUCUCCUCCACCAUCUGAGCGCUAUCUUUUUUGUGUACAUCAGAAAGGUGAUUGAGUAAAUUUCAUAGGUCAUGUGUUUGGUGUAUUUAUCCUCAUGAUUGUGUGCGUGUGUGUUAAAAUCGUGACUUGGAAAACGUGGAUUUCCUCUGUCAAGUAACUUGAGUCUAUUAAAUCUAAUGUAAGCUCACCUCUGUGGAGGCUCACAUAUUGGCACCAUUGUUGGAUCCAUUGUAAGCAGGACUAGAGGAGCUGGGAUUUUCCUUUCUAGAACCUUUGGUAUCUUCCCAUGCCUGCCCAUGUUGAGCUUCACAGUUCCUGUACGGUAAAACCUCAUGGUAGAGUAUGUGAAUGAAUGAUUCUGGCUGUGUGUAGCAGUCACCUGCUGUCUCGGCCUUCCACGGAUCACAGUUACAAAAUGGCGCCAUGGACUCUUAAAUCAUCACAGUUACAAAAUGGCGCCCGGUGUUGGAAAAAACCAUUGUGUAGGGGGAGACAGUCUUGGGAUGCAAGUGGUAACUGUAAGGAAUUUUAUGCCACU